GGGAGGGACGCUGGCAGGCUUCCCAGCCCCUGGAGAAUUUUCACUCUGAGCUCUCUGGCAUUCUCUCGUGGUCUUGUUCUACUGCUGGCAUCCCUGUGACGCUGCCCUUAAGAGCCCAGUCUCUCAGCUCAGGUGUAUUCACUUACGUAUGUCCACACCCCACUCCAGGUGCCCACCAUUAGGCAUGCAUUCAGGGCCCCAGGGAUCCAUCACCAAUCCUAAUGGCUGGAGAGCAGAACAGCCUGACAAUCAUUUACCCUACAGUGGGUAACCCACCACCUUUGAGAAGUUUUAUGGAACUGUGACUUGCAAGCAAGUCCUCCCACAUGUCAACCAGCUCCAUAGAAGCAACGAAGGCCUCACACUUCUUCUCCAUGCCUUCAUUUUCUGCUUUACCUAGUGCCCUUCUGUGAGGCAACCAUUCCAGAGCAGGCAGCUUCAUUGUUGAUUUGGGCAAAUGCAAAGAGAAUCUUGGUGCCCUCUAUAGAUGUGACAGGCCUUUAAUACUGAAGCAGUGGACCAGGUCCAGGCAGAGCUGCAAGUGGGGAGAAUGGCAUGAGGGAGGCAGGCGGUAGCCAAAAGCUUCUCAGCCCCUGGGAUCUCCUCACUCUGUCCAGUCUUGUAAUGGUCUUCACCAGGCAUCCGUACUUCCAGGGGCCCAGUGUGGGGAGAGAAAGGAAUAUUGAGGAUUUGACGUGGCUGCCUGAGGCCUAGACUCAUUCCAUCAGGUCAGAGCCACCCUGUGGGCCUUGAGAGACCCUUGGCAGCUGCUUGAGCACCGGCUGCUGUAGAGGCCCGGCCACGCCUCUGGAUACUGCGGGUUCAGAACAGAUUCCUGAGAACCGACCACACUUCCCAUCGCUGGGUUGAUUUCUAACCAUGCAGCGGAGAUCAAGAGGAAUCAAUACCGGGCUUAUUCUACUUCUUUCUCAAAUCUUCCAUGUUGGGAUCAGCAAUAUCCCACCUGUCACCUUGACAACUCUGGCUCUCAACAUCUUGUUCUUUUUGAAUCCUCUGAAGCCCCUGUUAAGUUCCUGCCUUAGCGUGGAGAAGUGCUACCAGCAAAAAGACUGGCAGCGUUUACUACUUUCCCCCCUUCACCAUGCGGACGACUGGCAUUUGUAUUUCAAUAUGGUGUCCAUGCUAUGGAAAGGCAUAAAGCUGGAAAGAAGACUAGGAAGUAGAAGGUUCGGCUGCAUCAUACCUGCCUUCUCUGUACUCACGGGGGUGGUAUACCUGCUCUUGGAAUUUGCUCUUGCAGAAUUUAUGAAUGAUCCUGACUUUAGAAGGAACUGUGCUGUAGGUUUCUCAGGAGUUUUGUUUGCUUUGAAAGUUCUCAACAACCAUUACUGCCCCGGAGGCUUUGUCAACGUUAUGGGCUUUCCUGUACCCAACAAAUUUGCUUGCUGGGCAGAACUUGUGGUGAUUCAUUUCAUCUCUCCAGGGGCUUCCUUUGCUGGACACCUGGCCGGAAUUCUCGUCGGGCUAAUGUACGUCCACGGGCCUCUGAAGAAAGUCAUGGAAACAUGCGCAGGCAUUUUCUCCAAUGUUGGUUACCCAGGACAGAACUACUACUUUAAUAGUUCAGGCUCUUCAGGAUAUCAGGGCUACUACCCCAACGGCUGGCGGGGUUACCCUGAGGAGGCACCCAGGAACUAUGAGGCCUACACUGCGGGGCUGAGCGAGGAGGAGCAGCUGGAGAGAGCACUCAGGGCCAGCCUCUGGGACCGAGGAAACACCAGGAGCAGCCCCCCGCCCUAUGGGUUCCGGCUCUCCCCGGAGGAAGAGAUGAGGAGACAGCGACUGCACAGAUUCGACAGCCAGUGAGGAGCCGGGGCCCUGGCGAGCAUGGCCUGGUGGUGAGGUGGCUGCCCAUGUGGUUGACCCCCAAAUUCCCAUUUCAUUGAAACAAAAGCAGGGCACCCCACCUGCCAGGCCUGUGCUCUGUGGCCCCGGGAAGCUGAAUACAUGGCAGCUUGUCUUGUUUGCAAAGCAGGCUGCCGACUGCGGGGCACAGCCUUCUGGCCUUGUUUGCUCCCACAGACAGAAACCAGAUCCCCCAGACAGGGACCAGCUCCCCCAAACAGGGACCAGCUCCCCCCCCCCCCUUUCUCUCCCUGCUGACCCAGUGGAGCCCCUGCUGGUUUUGGCUCUAAAAACUGUGACCUGCACCAGACUCCUGUCCACCCUCUGCCAGACCAGGCCCACACUUGCCUGCACCUCACCCUCUACUGGUAGGAAGUGAGGCCCAGGGCUGCAGUCUUGGCUUGAGGCCUCGGUGACACUCCAGGAGUGGCUGUGUCUGUCCUGGUCACCUUUGCCUGAGCCCUGCGCCCCAUGUCCAGGUGCUGUUGCCAGCACACUUGCUCAGUCCUUUGGUCGCUCUGCCAUUCUAGAAUGUUUGACCAGCAGAGCUUGAGUAACACCUCAGGUGGGAAGCCUCAGGCGGAAAGCCCCCGGCUCACUCCCAUCGGCCCAGCAGCCUGGCUACUCCGCCCCUCCAGUGAGGCGCCGCCCCAAGUCAUGGUUGUGUUUAAGCAGCACCAAAUGCCACGUGCAGAGCCGAGGGAGGGUGGUCCGUGGGCUGGUCACUGAGAAGUCCCUCGUGAGAGAGCAUCUUUUUCCCUAUAAAAGUGCCUUUUAAUCAGCCACUGUAACUGCCAUGCGUCCGCGAUGCUGCCCUGGCCCCCAGGGAAUCAGAACCCACACCGUGGGUCCAGAUCACAGAGGGGGUUUCCUGGUGCUCGGGUUCCACGAAGUCAAAUAUCACUGAUGUUUUACUGUCACUGAGAUAUUUAUUUUUUAAAGAGAGUUGGGCACAGAAAAGGCUCUUUCUAUUUUAUCUAGCAUUUAUGUCAUUUCUGUCUAUAAAAGUAAUAUAUAUGUGCCUUGUGUAUGCAUGAAGCGAACAUCGAGAAGGAAAUACAUCCACGUGUUAACAGGUUUCUUUGCGGGAUGAGUACAUGGGUUUUUAUAAUAAUUUUGCACUGUUGUAAAAAAGUAUGUGUAUGUAUUUUUUUGCAGUCAGCAAAAUGAACUAUAUAAGAAGAAAAAGUUAAGAAAUAAAUAAUUGGAAAUGUAAACCAGAAAACAGACUUAAUAAGAAAACUGUCUUGAGAAAGUUGACAAUAUAAGCAGAAACAUAAAUAAACACAUAUACAGCUUAA
Molecule: messenger RNA, 3167 nt
Organism: Talpa occidentalis (Iberian mole)
Lineage: Eukaryota; Metazoa; Chordata; Mammalia; Eulipotyphla; Talpidae
Gene: RHBDD1
Product: rhomboid domain containing 1
Exons: 8
Coding region: 880-1827 (315 amino acids)
Cellular component (GO): membrane
Molecular function (GO): serine-type endopeptidase activity
Source: RefSeq, a predicted model, not a curated record